AGAUCCAACCAAUGGAACAACAGGACGAAUCGGUUUCUGAAAACGUAACAAUGAGAUUUUAAAACUAGUACUAUAAGCGAAGGAUUUUCUAGUACUUUCGUUUUCAACUGAUUUCACGCUACUUCAAAAGGGAAAAGACUUUCCCAUUCUUGUGUAGCAGCUGGAACAAGAAGGAUUGAAAACAUCAAGCCAUGGCAGACGACGCUGAGGAGGAGUACGACACCUGGGAUGACUUUUUCGGGACGGGAUUUGAGGAAGAUGACAAGGCGGUUAACCCGAAUGACCUGCUCGCUGCAGCCGAGGACUUCGACGGCGACGCCCUGGAAGACAUGGCCGACCGCAUUUCCAAGGAGCAUGACAAGUUGAAAGUGGUGCCGGAUAGCACGGCAGCAACUAAUUCCGCCUCCAAACAGCCAAUCACCGGCACAACGCUCAAAAGCAGCAGCAGCAGUAGCAGCAGCGCGCCUUCUGGUCGUACCGGGGCCGCGAGUGCAGCCGGGGCACCGCCUUUGCAGAAUAAAUCGGCAGCUGCUUCCAGCACCAAGAAACGACCGAACGUGGAAACUUUGUUGCCCACACUGGAAGAAGAGGAGGAAGCAGAAAAGCAGGCGAAGAAACAGCCGACAGCCUCUGCAUCCGGACAGCAGAACAAUGACCUGAGUAAAAAAAGGAAAACUGACAUUGACUCCGACGGCGACGACAAGACGUUUUCCGGGUUCGGCCCGCAGCCUAGCGCGGCCACCAAGGUGCGACAGAGGAACGAGGCCCUGGGGUUGAAAAAGCCCACGGUGCGCGAGAAGAAGAUCGAGCAGGGUCAAGUGGACGCGGAGAACACGUUACUGUCGGUUUUGCCGAAAUUUUCCUCGGCACACCUGGAGUCGGUCAGCGCGAUGAUGCACACGGCCAACAAUGCCAGGCCCGACAACGUGGUCCCGGUCGUCCACAACUGCGUCGCGUCCUUUCAGCUGCAGGUGGAAGUGGAUCUGCAGGACACGGUCUGCCGGGCGCGGAACAUCGAGUACAACCCGAAGAAGGCCCCAUCGCUGAUCGUGCGCCACCGCGACCCGCGAGCCACCGCCUUGGUGUACGAAACCGGCCGAGUCAUGAUCACCGGGGCGCGCUCCCCGGACGAAGCCAAACUCGCCGGAAAGAAGGUGGCCAAGAUGUUUCAAAAAAUCGGCUACCCAAAUGCGAAGUUCACGAACUACCAGCUCGAAAACCUAAUUGCGAUUGCGGACCUCGGGUUUCCGCUGCGCUUGGAAGGUAUGAUAAAGCCUUACUUUUUGUUCUAUGAAGUCGUUGUCAUCUUGUCGGAACAAGAGAAUACAGAAAGUGUAAGUGAUCACCCCAAGUCUAACAGUGAACCUUGCAUGCCUGUAUCGGUUGUUGCGAAGUAGAUGCAUGGGGGUGCUCCUAGAAGUACCGCUACCACCAUGCAGCAAAGAGAGUCAGAAAAUGAAUCGAAUAAAUUCAUCUAUCAGGUAUCGCUUACGAUUUUCGCGAGUACUCGUCCUACGAGCCAGAGAUGUUCUCUGGACUGGUGUGGAAUCACGACGAACCGAAGAUGUCCAUAUUGGUGUUUGUCUCGGGGAAAAUCGUGAUUACCGGGGCCAAGACCACUGACGACAUGUACCUGGUGCUGGAUGACCUGUAUCCGAAGUUCUUUCCCUACCAGAAAUAGCGAAUGUACAACUAUGGCCACGACUAGAACGGUACGAAGCUACGUAUGUCGAGCGGGGACAUCAAUUAUCUAGUGAAACAGCGAACACAGUAAAAGUAUCGAAACAACAAGAACGCGCUCUGAAGCAGCC
This is a messenger RNA of Amoebophrya sp. A120, 1811 nucleotides long. Lineage: Eukaryota; Dinophyceae; Syndiniales; Amoebophryaceae. The record is from the annotation of a GenBank genome assembly.